UUGUUCGAUCACAAAACGAUAACAAUCACGGCGGACCAGAGGCGUUUCGUUACUCCGACAUACUCGCAUCCGAGUUCCAGUUCCAGGGACAAGUUAGUUUUUUUUUUCAAAUUCAUAUAUAGUUUUUAUUUCGAAACCUCUAAAUUUCAAAGAUGAAUUCUAAUGAAUUUUCUAGUAGGAAGCGAAGUGGAUCUGCGAGUAGUAUGUCAUUCCUGGAACAUUUAGAAGCAAUGAAAAAAGAUAUGCAAAAUAUGUCACAACAAUUGCAACAAAAUAAAAUAGAUAUUGAGAAAACGAAACAAGAUCUUGGACAAAUUCAGCUGCAAAUUCAACAAUCAAAUGAUCAGAGUGUAUGUUUAUUUUAUAAUUAGCAAUUUAAAAGAAUAUAAUUAAAUUGAAUAUAUUUCAGACUCAAAUGGAAUUGGUUAAAUAUCAAGAAAUGGCAAAGAAACUCGAAUCGAUAGCCAGGACAUAUGUAGCAACAAUUAGCGAUUCAAAUAUUCAAUCACAAAUGAUGAACGAACUUGAGAGUUUGACAAAAGGUGGUUCAUCUCCUGCAGCGGCUGCAGCUGCGGCAGCCGCAGCCGCUGCUGCUGCAGCUGGAGGUAUUCCAAUGGUUCAACCAAUGGCUGCAAUGGCAGCAGCAAUGCAACCACAUAUGAUGAUGAGGUUGGUUAUUUUUGAUUGUUUGGGUGAAUCAGAAAUAAGGUCCUUACCAACUAGUAACAUUUCCCAGACAAGUGAUUCUGUUUUGAAGUUGCGCUUUGAGCACUUAUUCUUGUUGAUCUCGGGGCUCUUCUUUUCUAUCACAGAAACAAUUUUCGGAAAAAAAUGGUCCCCAUCAAAAGGGUUUUGAGCUUUCUCAUUACAAACUAUUUUUAUGUGCUCAUCAUUUGAAAUUUUUAAAGGAAGCGUGGUAUAAAUAAUACAAUUAGUUUCAAAUACAAGACAACCCCAAAAUCAGUAAAAGUCUAAAGGUGUUUUUAAUCAUUUGGAAACUUACGUGGGAUUAAAUUUGGAAAUUUUCUAUAAUAGAUUAUAUAGAAUUGGAAUGAACCCAAAAAUAUUAUAAAUUCUCAUUUCAAAAAAUAAAACAAACGCAUAUAUUUCAGGAAUCCAUUAUUAAAUGCGAUGGGCGGAGGAUCUCCUCGAGUUGGAAAAGGAGGUGGACCAAACGGAGGAAUGCCAAAUGGGGCUAUGAAUGGAAUGCAAGCUAUGAUGGCACAUCAAUUACAAAUGCAAGCCGCUCAAAUGCAUGGUUUGUUAUUCUUUAUUCCGUUUAGUCUUUUUCAAAAAUCAUCUUCAUAUAUUUUCAGCAAUAAUGCAAGCACAAAUGUUCAAUGGCGUACCAAUGAUGGGAAUUCCGGGAAUGACAAUACCUGGAAUGCCACCUGGAAUGGCUGGUUUACCAGGAAUGAUGCCUCCAAAUGCAGCCGCUGCUGCUGCAAUGCAACAAUUACAAGCACAACAUAUGGCACAAUCAAUUGCGGUUUCAACACCAUCAAGAAAUCAAUCAAAUAGUGGAGUUGCAUCUCGAACAAGAACCCCAUUAACAGCUUCGGCAACAAAUUCACCUCGUCCAUCUGAGCCAGUGAUUGCACAAUUAAAAGAAGAAGAACCAACGCCAACAGAUCCAGAAGUUAGCCAAGUUAGUGUUGUGAACGAAGAUAAUACAACUGUUGCUGUUGCUUGA
Caenorhabditis angaria is the source of this 1693-nucleotide messenger RNA. Lineage: Eukaryota; Metazoa; Nematoda; Chromadorea; Rhabditida; Rhabditidae. The record is from the annotation of a GenBank genome assembly.